Messenger RNA from Cylicocyclus nassatus, 698 nucleotides. The record is from the annotation of a GenBank genome assembly. Lineage: Eukaryota; Metazoa; Nematoda; Chromadorea; Rhabditida; Strongylidae.
AUGGUCAUACCGGCAAUCACACUCGAACGAUGGUUUGCAUCACGUUAUAUCAAUAACUAUGAGAAGACUGGCCGCUCUUGGGUCUCCACUCUAGCAAAUGGGACAUCCAUAGUGCUCACGGUCACAUUCUGCAUGCUUUUUCAACUGGGUUUAUACUUCAUGCUGCUCAUGACGUUGCUUGCCGCCGCAAUAUUCUUGCUUUCGUUCCUAGCUGUAGUGGGGACCUAUCGCCGUGAUCUGGCUAAGCUCCAAGAUCUUUCCAACGAAGCGGGAACAUCGAUCAUUACGUAUACACUUAGCAUGAAAUUUCAACUUGCUGAAAAUGUUCGGGUGACUAAGAUGCUCACUGUCGCUUCAAUCGGUAUGACGCCAUGGGGCUUCGGUGGUUGCGGCAUAUUUGUUGUUUCGUAUAUUAUUUUUGGCGAAGAAACUUCAAAAGGACAGCUUCUCUAUGCCGUCUGGAAUCUUUACAUUGCUUCAUCGCUAACUAUCGCUGUAUGGUUAUCUCUAGCUGCAGUCAAAAAUAUAUCGAAGCCUCCCAGAUUUUGCUGUCUUACUCGAAAGGUCAUCAAUAUAGCAGUUUGUGCUACUGCUUCAUAUGAAGUAGACACUGCCACGGACAAGUACUUCAGCCAGCUGGUAUCUGUGUGGGAUUCUCGCUAAUUUUUGCUAAACAAGCAGAUAAUAUUUGUACAGAC